GCAAAUGUCUCGCCUCUAUCAGGAUCCGGCCUCUCCCUUCAUCAUGUGGCAAUUUGCCACACUGAACAUCGCAGAUCAUCACUUGUCAAUCGUGCUUCAGUCUCUAAUACGCUCACCAGAUAAAGUACCAUGAAGGUGAUCCACGUCCUGCUCCUCGCCGCCUUGGCCAUCUCCAGCGUCUCGGGCGCUACAACCACGACGUCCUCGGCUUCCACCACGUCUUCAGCUGUGGCGUCGUCCACUGCCAGCGCCGCGACGUCCACUGCGGCGUCCACAGCUUCGUCCACUGCGGCUUCGGCCAGCACCAGCGCAGACGUCGCGGACGCUUCGGGCUCAUCGAACUCCACGUCGUCAGCGUCAGAGUCGGCCACGUCCGAGUCGGCCAGCGAUUCGAGCUCCGCGACCGACUCGAGCUCGUCGGAGGACGAGGCCACGGCUCAGAGCAGCUCAGGCACAGAGUCGGACUCGGGCCCCACGGGCAACUCGGGCGGUGCCAUUGCUCCGCGCUCUGGAUCCAUGCUCUCCAGCUCGUCGGACGCCAUGCCACAAAUGACGGCGACUAUGGGCUCCGUCGCGGCGGUCGUCGUCGCUGUCGGCGCGUACUUCCUGUAGUUAACUUGAUAAUGUCGAUGGUUCCACGUAGACUGGGUGGGCUGUGAGCCCGCUCGUAUCAUUAACACGUAUAUUUCCGCUCCCGAUUGAGCGUUUUGGCAUCAUUCUUAACGGUGUACGACGUGAGUGGGGGUUUGAGCUGUGUUGCUGAUAAUGCAAUGUGAGCAAAUGUGGAGUCCAUUUUGUGGACAGGGAACUGGGACGCGAGCGGAAAAGAGCAUCAACAUUAGCGGCGGUGAUGUUGAUGCUCCUGGAUCCUUCGAAGUUGAAAUACAGAAGCGGUCGUCAACACUGAACUUCAGCAAGGAGAAUGGUGACGAUGGUUGUGCUCGCCAGUCUUGGUAGGGAAUUACUAUAACUUUCGUUUUAAAAAGUGGAAUAAUGAAGUUAUCGAAGCAAGGAGAAAAGAAAAUAUAUGUAAUUUGGCAUUUUGUCAAUAGGAAAAUAAAGCAGAAUAUCGUAAUUACUCUC
Molecule: messenger RNA, 1083 nt
Organism: Phytophthora nicotianae INRA-310
Lineage: Eukaryota; Oomycota; Peronosporomycetes; Peronosporales; Peronosporaceae
Exons: 1
Coding region: 130-612 (160 amino acids)
Source: RefSeq, a predicted model, not a curated record